AUGUGCCACGAUCGGGAGUGCACGCGGAGCAAGUGGGCUGGAUACGUGCCGGAUGUUGCGGGGACGGGCGGCGCGGGGAGCGGCGCGUGGGUGCCUGGGAUUGGUCGCCUCAAGAGGCGCCUCAAAAGCAGUGCUGCAGGCGUGACUCUCAAAUUUGCUCCCUCCCCUCCCUCUCCUCCCUCUCCACUCUCUCCUCCCUCUCCUCCCCGCCACCCGCCUCAGGCCAUGCUGAAUGCGUCUCUGGGCGUUGUGACAUCCACAGCAGCAGCCGCCGCUGGUGCAGGCGUGACGGUGACUGUGUCUUACAGCAUUCUUACUUUUUCCAUAGCUGCGGUUACGGGCAGCAGCACCGCGGCCGGCUCAUUAGGUGACAGCACAGGCUCAACAGUUGCGCAGAGAAAGCAGUUACCCCAACCCGUUACACCUGCCCGAUGGUUCUUAACCGGCCCUGAUGCCCGCGCUGCCGCCGCUGCUGCUGCUGCCACUGGCAGUUCGAGCGCAGCUUCUGCGUCUGCCAUGUCAGCUUCCAAGUCAGCUGCCACAUCAGCUUCGAAAUCAGCGUCCACGUCAGCAGCAACGUCAAAGUUUGCGGCAGCAGCGACAGGGACAGCAGCAGGGGGUGCGGUGAAUGGCGGUGUGCCGUCUGGCACGCCGCAGUGCCAGGAGGGGCCGUAUGUGAGCGCUGCCUUGAUCCCUCUCGGCAAGUGCAAAGUGAAAGCCACAGCUACUUCGAAGGUUGUGAGGAUUAGCAAGGCAUGGUAUGCCAAGCUGUCAUAUGGGGAACCCGCCGCUUCCAAAUCAUCCUCUGUGGUCUAUGUAGGCGGUGGUGAACGCCACGGUGGACAUUCAGGAAGAGCCGUCCCCGAAUGGCACCGCCAUGCAGCCCGUGGCCGUUUUCAACUACGACGCCUUCUUUCUCCAACUUCCCGACACCUCCCCCACCCCCCCCCUCCUCGCACCCCUCCUCCUCGCACUCCUCCUCCUCGCACUCCUCCCCCCUCUUCUCCCUCUCUCCCUCCUCCCUCUCCUUCCUCUCCCUCACCACCAACUAACAAAUCACCAUCAACCCUUCCCUCCUCUUCCUCCACCUCUCCUCCCCUUCCACCUAAUUCCGGGACCCUUCUAUCCGACACGUCAGGGCCCCCUAACGACCCUCCCGGUUCGGGGCAAACUUCAGGUUCGGGAGGUGGGCCUGCAGGUUCUUCAGGAGGUUCCGGAGGUUCGGGAGGUGGUUCGGCAGGUUCGGCAGGGGGACCUGGUGGUUCGGGAGGGAAGGGGCAGAGCAAGCCUCAAAAGCCCUCGUCUCCUCCCUCGUCCGCAUCUCCCUCCCUCCCUUCUCCUCCUCACUCUACUCCCCCCUCCCCUCCGAGUAAGCCUCCAUCCUCCAAAACCUCCUCCCCAUCCUCUUCACCUUCCUCCUCUCAGUCCCCCCCCUCUCCUACAAAAAAACCGCCUUCCGCUGCAUCAAAGCAGCCGUUGUCAUCGCCCACCAAAGCACCCUCAGCUUCCCCUGCUGCACACCCCAAAGGAAAACCCUCCAAACCCAAGAGCCCAACCUCCCAAUUCUUCCCUUCCUCUGAUUCCAGAAGUAACGGCGUUAGCAGCAGCAGCAGCAGCACCAAGCCCAAAACCACCACCAGGUCAUUUUCUCUCGCCACCACUGCCUCUGUAACCACACCAGUGGUAACCACAACAACUGCAACCCCAUUAUCUGGGGAAGAAGAAGAGGAUGCGGAAGCGGAGACGCAGGUGCAGCAGCAGGAGCAAAGGAUACUGGAGUGGCAUCGGCAGCAGCGGGAGAAGCAGAAGGAGAAUCCGCAGGUGCUGGCAAUGGCCAUGGCGGACCAAGCUGCAGCCAAGUUCCCCUCCUACACGCCCUACUGCUCUGCUGGGCCGUAUGUCACGGCUGUGCUGAUACCAUUGGGCAACUGCCGCGCUGUCCCACGAGGCAACAACGCCAGGAUCGUCAGGGCCGGCAAUUCUCGAUUUAUCCGCCUGGACCUUGGGCGGCCAGUGCGCGGGUGUCAGCGCUCGUACCGCUUCCAAUUGGUCAACUUCCGAGGGCGGGUGGUAAGGGGUCCUGUCACUCUCCGCGUGUGCCGCGCUGGGAAGCCGGGAGCCGCCACCUGUGGCCCCGUUACAGUCACAUCCGCAGUGCCCUGCUGCUGA
Molecule: messenger RNA, 2169 nt
Organism: Closterium sp. Naga37s-1
Lineage: Eukaryota; Viridiplantae; Streptophyta; Zygnematophyceae; Desmidiales; Closteriaceae
Source: the annotation of a GenBank genome assembly